Messenger RNA from Bufo bufo (common toad), 399 nucleotides. RefSeq names its product fatty acid binding protein 2 (gene FABP2). The record is from RefSeq and is a predicted model, not a curated record. Gene Ontology annotation, molecular function: fatty acid binding. Bases 1 to 399 code for a protein of 132 amino acids. NCBI's taxonomy places the organism in Eukaryota, Metazoa, Chordata, Amphibia, Anura, Bufonidae. Gene Ontology annotation, biological process: fatty acid transport. Gene Ontology annotation, cellular component: cytosol; nucleus. The transcript has 4 exons.
AUGACCUUCAACGGAACCUGGAAAGUUGAUAAGAGUGAAAACUAUGAAAAAUUUAUGGAAGUUAUGGGUGUUAAUGUAAUGAAAAGAAAACUGGCUGCACAUGAUAACCUUAAGAUCACAAUUCAGCAAGAUGGGGACAAGUUUAAUGUGAAGGAAUCUAGCACAUUCAGAAGCAUUGAAAUUAACUUCACGCUUGGGGUUACCUUUGAGUACUCUCUUGCAGAUGGAACAGAUCUUUCAGGCUCCUGGGCACUAGAGGGUGAUAAGCUUGUAGGAACCUUUGUGAGGAAAGACAAUGGAAAAGAACUGAAGACACAAAGAGUAAUAGUUGGAGAUGAGCUUGUACAGACAUACCUCUAUGAGGGAACUGAAGCCAAGAGAAUCUUCAAGAGAGGCUAA